Durotheca rogersii is the source of this 2304-nucleotide messenger RNA. Its product is annotated as ribosome biogenesis protein erb1. The coding region runs from base 1 to 2304 and encodes 767 amino acids. The transcript has 2 exons. The record is from RefSeq and is a predicted model, not a curated record. Gene Ontology annotation, molecular function: ribonucleoprotein complex binding; protein binding. Gene Ontology annotation, cellular component: preribosome, large subunit precursor; PeBoW complex. Gene Ontology annotation, biological process: maturation of LSU-rRNA from tricistronic rRNA transcript (SSU-rRNA, 5.8S rRNA, LSU-rRNA); ribosome biogenesis. NCBI's taxonomy places the organism in Eukaryota, Fungi, Ascomycota, Sordariomycetes, Xylariales, Xylariaceae.
AUGCCGAUGGCUGUAACAAGAUCGAGCUUGAAGCGCAAAGCUUCCCCGGUCGGGGUGGAUGACGCUCAUCAGCCUGAAUCCGACGACGAAUUUGGGGAAGGGCUUCUGGAAGGUGUACUUGAGGACGAAUCUGAGGAAGAGAACUCGGAAGUGGACGAGGAUGAGGACGACAAUGACGACGAGGACGGGGCUGACCCCGACGACGACGAGCUAGACAGCGACGACAUACCGACCGACGACGAAGAAGGCCAGGAACAGAAACACUUGUCAAAUGGAGUCCACUCUGACCCAGAUGACCCGGGCCCGAAUUAUAGAAUCGAGACCGACGCCAAUGGGGGGGUUAGAUAUGUCUACGACGAGAUCGACCCCGUGUACGACUCGGACGACACAGAUGCGCAAGAGCCCGUAAACACGAUCGGAAACAUUCCUCUCUCGUUCUACGACUCGUAUCCCCAUAUAGGAUACGACAUCAACGGCAAGAAGAUCAUGCGCCCAGCUACGGGUGAAGCGCUAGAUGCGCUGUUGGACAGCAUUGAGGUGCCCAAGGGAUGGACCGGUCUUACGGACCCUGCGACGGGCAAGCCUCUGAACCUGAGUCAGGACGAGCUGGAAUUGUUGCGACGGGUUCGGAUGAACGAGGCUCCCGAGGAAGGAUACGACCCGUACCCCGAUACGGUGGAAUGGUUCACCAGUUUUGAAGAGACAAUGCCGCUGAGCGCUGCGCCGGAGCCGAAGCGGCGUUUCUUACCUUCGAAGCAUGAGGCUAAGCGGAUAAUGAAGCUAGUUAAGGCCAUCCGGGAAGGCCGCAUACUGCCCUAUAAGCCUCCGGAGGAGAGGGAAAAGGAGCAGGAAGAGGAGGAAGAGGUCCAAUACGAUCUGUGGGCCAACGAGACUCCUAGGGCACCUAAUAUCAUGCAUAUUCCCGCGCCAAAACUGGCCCCCCCUGGCUACGAUCUCAGUUACAACCCGCCCCCGGAAUAUCUUCCCACAGAGGACGAAAGGAAGGCCUGGGAGGAGAAAGAGCCGGAAGAACGAGAAAAGGAAUACUUGCCACAGAAAAAUGACUCGUUACGAAGGACCCCAGCGUACGACCAAUUCGUCAAGGAACGUUUUGAGAGGUGCCUAGAUCUCUACCUGGCCCCGAGAAUACGUAGAAACCGAUUAAACAUCGAUCCGACAUCGUUGCUACCAAAACUUCCGCGACCGGAGGAGUUGAGACCCUUCCCGACCAUGGCAUCGAUAGAGUAUGCCGGUCACGAAGGCAGGGUUCGGUCCGUCUCCAUCGAUCCGUCGGGUCAAUGGCUAGCUAGCGGCGGUGACGAUGGCACGGUGAGAGUAUGGGGACUGUUAGAUGGCAAGCAGCAGUGGAAGGUAAGGUUGAGCAGCGAGGACCCGGUGGACGCGGUACGGUGGCGACCGGGCCAGGAUGUUUCCAUCAUCUCUGCAGCCGUAGGCGAAGAUAUUUUCUUCAUGAUACCAUCGUACGGCGACCCGGAGCUUGAGCAAGCGAGUAGGGAGGUGCUGGAUGCAGGGUUCGGUUACGCUACUAGCGGCAAGCAACCGAUGGCGACCAACGGGACGGCGCGAAAGGACCCCCCGGCGAAGUGGUCGCGGCCGGGGGCUCGCCUAGAAGAUGAAGGGGUCUUGCUAAAGGCAACGGUCCGAUCGCCCGUUAAAACGAUAAGCUGGCAUCGACGGGGAGACAUUUUCUGCACCGUAUCCCCUACAGGGCAGAGGAGCUCAGUCGCAAUCCACACGCUAUCCAAGCACCUCACCCAGAUACCGUUCCGAAAGCUUCCGGGGCUGGCACAGACAGCAUCGUUCCACCCUUCGCGCCCCUUGUUCUUCGUCGCAACCCAACGGUCAAUACGUUGCUACGAUCUCCAAAAACAGGAGCUGGUAAAGACUCUUCAACCGGGAGCGCGCUGGAUCUCCUCCUUUGACAUACAUCCGGGCGGCGACAACCUGGUUGUCGGGUCCUACGAUCGCCGACUCCUAUGGCACGACCUCGAGAUGUCCAACCGGCCCUACAAGACGAUGCGAUUCCACCCGGAGGCGAUCAGGGCCGUGAAAUUCCACCGAGUCCACCCGUUAUUCGCAGAUUGUAGCGACGACGGCACCCUGCAAAUAUUCCACAGCAAGGUUGUGAGCGAUUUGAUGGAGGGGCCAACGAUCGUGCCGGUCAAAAUGCUAAAGGGUCACCGAGUAGUUAACAGACUCGGCGUCACAGAUAUCGACUGGCACCCUCAACAUCCGUGGUGCGUAAGCGCUGCGGCUGACGGGACGUGUAGAUUAUGGACGUGA